AAGAUGUUCUACUCCGUGUUUCUCGUCUUCGCAACUUUUUCAACGACCUUGGCUGCUGUUGAUCUGGUGAUAGUGGGAAACAACAAUGUUUUAUGUACUGGUGCAAGUGUGACGCUCCAGUGUACGCUGACGGGAAAUUUCCUCACCUGGAACACUCCUGAUGGAGCUCUCAACUUUGUCCGAGGGAGACAGGAUGAGUCAAAUGCAGGCUCCUACUAUGGCCAGCUCAUGGAACUAAAUGCAACUCAUCUCAGUCAACACUGAGUUUCAUAUUCACAGCUGAGAUUACCAUCAACUGCUCUGAUACAACUGCAAGUAACUCAGCUACUCUCGUUGUAGAAGGUCCACCAAGUGCGCCGGAUCGACCACUGACGGCCCUGGAAAGGAUCAGGAGACUCAACAAGACAUUCUCCUCAGUGUCUGUGGUGUGGAACAUUCCUGACACCAACAAUGCCCACAUCAGUAGCUACGUGGUGACAGUUGAUCCUCCCAUUCCCCUGCCAGCCAGUGGAGUCAUUGCUGCAGGCAAUACUCUCUUCCAGUCACGACAACUGUCCCUCACACUCCUCCAUGGCCAGCAGUAUUACAUCACAGUCACUGCCAGGAGCUGUGGUGAUUCUGUGGAAGGUCCUGCUAGCUCUGCACUUGCCAUAAAAGUACAAGUGCCCCCGUCUGUGGCAAGAUGUACAGCUCUUCCUAUCUAUGACUAUUACUCUAACAACCUCAAGAGAAUUGAAGUAGAGUGGGACCCAAUUCCAGAUUUGAAGGAAGACAUUACAGCUAGUAUCACGGCUAGUGUUCAGGAGUACAUAAUCAGUGCCAUCCCCAUUGUAAUUGCUGCCCCUGCAAUCAAUGUGACAUUAGGAGCUAUUGAUCACAGUGUGUGCAGUAGCACGAAAUGCAAGCACAAGUUUCAGAGGAUUGGUGACAUGUCGGCACUCCACUACAAUGUGAAUGUAAUUGCAAAGAACCUUCUCUCUGAUGGAUACAGUGACGGACGGAUUUGCAACAACUUGACAAUCAGUGCUACAAAUGACCUUUUAUCAGUGGAUGUACGGAAAAACUUUAGUGAGGUUGUUCAGAUUUUGUGCCGACCGCUAACGCGAUUCGAAGGCUCGGCCAGCUGUGAAGUUGUGUACAGGAUGGUACCUGGGGCAGAUAGCUAUACUGAGACAUCAGACAGAGCUGGAGGAGCAGAGGACAUUAUUUCUGUACUCCUGACUCCCACUACUGGACCUGGGAUGAAUCUCUCAGUGGCUGCUGGUACCAGGGGUGGGAAACAAGAUGUCGUGGUUGAGGGAACCUUUGGAACAGGUGAUAUCCUGUCAUCAAGGGAGAAUCUGAUGCGCCAUCUUUGUCCAGAGAAUGACACAGCAGAUACAACUGAAGUCUCAACUACAAAGGUGUCUACAGCAGAUAAAUCUUCAACAGAGUCCUGUCCCAGUACACCGUGGAUACUGGCUGCUGGGAUCUUCAUCUUUACAUUACCAACUGGAUUCAUCGCUGGAAUAAUCGUGAUGAUUGUGUGGCGUUCAAAGAGAAAGGACAGAAGUGAAGUGCAAGAGAGUCAUGCAUCUUACUACGAGUACAUCAGCCCAAAAGACAUAUCAAUGGAGAGCAACAAGUGCUAUACAACUUCCGGUGCUCCUGAACUACCAAAACCUAGAAAGACAUGAGUUUCAUAACUUGUGUACCUUUUUUUAUCGCGUGUAUUAUAAACCAACAGGUGUAGCUAUGUAAUCGAGUGCACUGCUAUAUACUUGUAUUGUACUGUGUAAUUAUCACCCCUAUGCAGCACUUGAGCUAGUAUAUAAACGCUAUAGUAAGCCACUACUCGUGUAAAAAAAUGGGGAAAAUAAGAUACUAGGAAUGCGCGCCUCGCGCCAAUGCGUAAACACUCUCCGACUGAGUAUAUAGGCCGCUCAUGCGCGCGCUCUACUGACUGCGCGCGAACGAAGCCAGCAGACUUCCUUACGAAUCUGCGCGCAC
This is a messenger RNA of Geodia barretti, 1989 nucleotides long. NCBI's taxonomy places the organism in Eukaryota, Metazoa, Porifera, Demospongiae, Tetractinellida, Geodiidae. The record is from the annotation of a GenBank genome assembly.